CCAGGACUAAACCAGGACUAAACCAGAACUAAACCAGGACUAAACCAGGUCUGGACCAGUUCUAAACGACCAACGACAGGUGCUCUCUUUAAUGACAGUUUUUUGCGUGAUGUGGGCCGGAGUGAAGCUGAACUCGAGCGCGGAGCAGGACUGGACUCAGGUUUCUGUGGCGCUGAGAUGGACCCAGUUCACUGCGUCGUGUCUCAGUGUUUUUGGGUCGAGCUCCAUCAUCGUCUGUGUGACGUCCCAGAGACUCCGGACUGAGUCGGUUCCGGUGCUGUGGCUCUGUGCUUCUCUUCUUCUUGUGUCGCUCUUGUGGCUCGUGGCGUCCGUCGUGUUUGACGGCUGCUCGUGGCUCCGCCCCCUUGAACAGAUUUUCUUUUUCAGUUGUUUCUUUUUUUCUCUGAAUUUCGUCUGGACUCAGUUUGUUUCCAUCAGAGCCCAGUUCACCUGCCGCCUCAGCGGAGCCCAGGGACAGGUUUCCAGCAGAGUCGACUCCAGACGGAAGAAGGAGGUUCUGCUCUGUGGUCUGGUUCCUGUUCUCCUGACGACUCCACUGUUCGUCCAAUCAGAGCACAGCACCUGUCAGACCAACACCACCGCCCCUGACAGGUGUUUGCUCCUGGACGCCGGUGCCCUGUUUGUGACAUCACAGCACCAACAGCCAAUCAGAGCCUGUCGUCUGCUCCAGGCCUACUGUAGCUCCGCCCUCCUCUGCAGCUUCCUGCUCACGCUCGCCGGGAUCACGGGGUUGCUGGUUCGAUCCCGCGCUUUGCUGCGUCGGCUCGUGUCGUGUGGAGGGUUCGUGAGUGUCCAGCAGAGGGCGCUGCUCCGGGACAUGGACCGAAGGACGGUGCUGUACCCGCUCGUCUUCUUCUGCUGCUGGAGCCCAGCGGUUCUCGUAGCGUCGCUCCGGCUCCUGUCGCCGUCUGGACCCCAGGGACCGACCGGAGCCGCCCUCUACAUCACACAGGUUCUGUGCUGUGGCUCUCAGGGCUGGUGGGUCUCGUUGGUCUUUGGAGGAUCCAGGUCCAGAGUUUUUCUCAGAGACGUUCAGACACAAACCCCCCUGACGAGGAACCAGAAGCACCGAGACUAUCACAGCCUCCUGACCCGACCCGGACCAGACCCGGACCAGAAAGAACAAAAUACACAAGAGUCUGAAAACUCUGAGUCCAAACUGGACGCCCACGAGUCUCAAAGACAGAGGACGCCCCCCCCAGAGGACGCCCCCCCCCCGGAGGACACCUCCCCCGGGGACGCCUCCCCCCGGAGGACGCCCCCCCCGGGAGGACGCCUCCCCCGGGGACGCCUCCCCCCAGAGGACGCCCCCCCCCGGAGGACACCUCCCCCAGGGGACGCCUCCCCCCGGAGGACGCCUCCCCCCCGGAGGACACCUCCCCCAGGGGACGCCCCCCCCCGGAGGACGCCUCCCCCCGGGGACGCCCCCCCCAGAGGACGCCCCCCCCGGAGGACACCUCCCCCGGGGACGCCUCCCCCCGGAGGACGCCCCCCCCGGAGGACGCCCCCCCCCAGAGGACGCCCCCCCCCGGAGGACACCUCCCCCCGGGGACGCCUCCCCCCGGAGGACGCCCCCCCCGGAGGACGCCUCCCCCCUGAGGACGCCUCCUCCUGA
This is a messenger RNA of Boleophthalmus pectinirostris (great blue-spotted mudskipper), 1636 nucleotides long. It is a transcript of the gene tmem116, whose product is annotated as transmembrane protein 116. The record is from RefSeq and is a predicted model, not a curated record. Gene Ontology annotation, molecular function: G protein-coupled receptor activity. Bases 92 to 1636 code for a protein of 514 amino acids. Lineage: Eukaryota; Metazoa; Chordata; Actinopteri; Gobiiformes; Gobiidae. Gene Ontology annotation, cellular component: plasma membrane. Gene Ontology annotation, biological process: adenylate cyclase-activating G protein-coupled receptor signaling pathway. The transcript has 13 exons.